Molecule: messenger RNA, 588 nt
Organism: Malania oleifera
Lineage: Eukaryota; Viridiplantae; Streptophyta; Magnoliopsida; Santalales; Ximeniaceae
Exons: 7
Coding region: 1-588 (195 amino acids)
Biological process (GO): rRNA processing
Cellular component (GO): nucleus
Molecular function (GO): protein binding
Source: RefSeq, a predicted model, not a curated record
AUGCAGCUUUCACAGAAGUCAAAAUCAACAGACUUCAAUUCCGAAGGACGGAAGGGUACCUUCUUGCAUACUGGUUUUAAGUGGUCAGUUACAGCUGAUUUUGAAAGCUUGGCAUGGGAUCCACAUGUGGAACAUUCAUUCGUGGUGAGCCUUGGAGAUGGUACUGUUAAAGGCUUUGAUAUACGGACAGCCACGUCUGAACCAACUGCUGAGUCAAAGCCAACUUUUAAUCUCCAUGCACAUGACAAAGUUGUUUGCACAGUCUCUUAUAAUCCUUCAGUGCGUAAUUUUCUGGCCACUGGGUCGCAGGAUAAAAUGGUUAAACUUUGGGAUCUUUCAGAUAACCAACCUAAAUGUGUUGCAUCUAAGAAUCCUGAAGUUGGAGCUGUCUUUUCUAUUUCCUUCUCUGAGGACAGUCCCUUUUUGUUGGCUAUGGGAGGCUCUAAAGGGAGAUUAGAAGUGAGUGGGAACUUUGGAAUGUCUUGCUUUUUGUGUGGUAUACCUCCACCGUUUCUGGAGUCUCCCGAUUAUUUGGGAAGAACAUCAAUCAGAACAGAUCCUAAUCAGGAUCUUGAUGACCAAAUUUAG